Molecule: messenger RNA, 1320 nt
Organism: Fomitopsis serialis
Lineage: Eukaryota; Fungi; Basidiomycota; Agaricomycetes; Polyporales; Fomitopsidaceae
Product: cytochrome P450
Exons: 7
Coding region: 1-1074 (357 amino acids)
Molecular function (GO): oxidoreductase activity, acting on paired donors, with incorporation or reduction of molecular oxygen; heme binding; iron ion binding
Source: RefSeq, a predicted model, not a curated record
AUGACGACGUUCUCUUAUGCGAUCUCCGACAAUGCGUCUCUUUCCUCCCUGCUCGCCAAGAUUGCCAAUCUCCCUCUAACGAACGCUGCACUUGUUGCGGAAUCGUUCGUCGAGGCAUUCCCAGUACUCUGGAAAUUACCUAUCCCAAUCAAGCGCUGGCCGCGCAUUAUGAAGGCGGAACUGGGCAAGGUUGCUGACAGGGUGUGGAAGGACAGCGAGAUCGAGUGCAUGAGAAGUGAUGGAAUGCAUUCCAAGUUGCUGGAAGCCAUGAAGGAAGGUACUAAUAGGAUCCUUCGAUGUCGGAUAGACAACAGCAAGGUCCUAUCUGGGAAGCCAAUGGACCGAGAUCUGGCCAUCGCGAAUAUCCUAGCCGUCAUUUUCGCAGGUUAUGAAACGACUGCUAGUGCAAUAGGUCUCGAAUCGCAGGAAUGCUUGCACGAACUCGCGCUCCAGCCUGCUAUACAGUCCAAGCUUCGAGCAGAACUCGUCUCGUUUGCAGAUGUCACGGGCAGAGACCCGACCUAUGAUGAUCUUGCGAGUGCUACGCAGUUGCUGUACCUGGACGCCGUCGCACGCGAAACUAUGCGCACGUAUUCAAUCGUAAUGAACCUUACACGGGAGGCGACAGUCGAGGAGAGUAUCCCUUUGCAGUUUCCCGUCCGAUCGACGGGGGCUACGCAUGUCGUUGUUAAGCCAGGGCAACUCGUCCACAUCCCCAUACGUGGCGGCAUCAACAACGAUCCUGAUAUAUGGGGACCCGAUUCAGAAGUGUUCAGACCGGAACGAUGGCUAGACAACGGAAAGAGGCUGCCGGAGAGCGUCAAGACAGUCCGUGCUCCUGGGCAUGUGCUAUCAUUUGGGGAUGGACCAAAGAUCUGUGUCGGACGUCACUUUGCACUAGCGGAGUUCAAGAUACUGAUCGCAACUCUGGUGCGGUACUUUCACUUCGAACACGCGGGGGUCGACUACGACUUCUAUCGGGUCGGAAGCAACACUGUCAAGCCGAAGAUACGUGGCAAGGACGGGCUAUCUCCUAGCCUCGAGCUACGAAUCAAAGCGGUGUUGGACAUAUGACGGCUGUGCUUCCAAUCGACAUCGCAGCAGUGACCUGGACAUGCACACUACAACGUAUUCGUUACUCUUGGGUGUCAUCGAAGGCUCUUGCUGCUCGAGCGUCAGUUUCUAUAAACACAGCUAGCGUUCCUAUACACGAAUCCGUAUCCCAAUGAUCGCACCCUAGUAAUGCAUUACCAGGUCUCGCUAUAGACAGUACUUGUCUGCACAGUUUGAGUGCACCGUAACCGAAUGCGUACCGCUUCU